Messenger RNA from Stereum hirsutum FP-91666 SS1, 2688 nucleotides. RefSeq lists its product as uncharacterized. Gene Ontology annotation, cellular component: nucleolus; small-subunit processome. The record is from RefSeq and is a predicted model, not a curated record. Lineage: Eukaryota; Fungi; Basidiomycota; Agaricomycetes; Russulales; Stereaceae. The coding region runs from base 156 to 2384 and encodes 742 amino acids. Gene Ontology annotation, biological process: maturation of SSU-rRNA from tricistronic rRNA transcript (SSU-rRNA, 5.8S rRNA, LSU-rRNA). The transcript has 7 exons.
ACAACCUCCACGUAGCCGCUUUGUCGAUGGAUAUACGAGUCUAGGAUCUAUAGGCCACAUCACGCUUUGAUUUUGUGCAGUGCAUAUUUUACCAGUCGCGCCUUUUAUUUUCUUCACACCAUCCCACUUUGUGCGGACUGCUCGUCCAGUCCACCAUGUCCGGCUCAUCGCGUCCACGACUCAACAUCGGAGCCAUUCGCGAAAAGUCUCGCUCCCCAAACGGCCUCCCCAUCUUUUCCUCCGCCGUCCAAGAGAAACUACACGCGCGUUCACCGUCGACGUGGACAACAUCCGUCUACCUUCCUAUACCCGGCCUUCCAAAACGCCGGUUACGAAUCCCAGUUCCCAACAUGCCAUGGAUACACAACUCAGCCGUCACGAAGUUUGGUAGACGGAGAGGCUCCGUCCUCGUCCUCGUCGGAGUGGUUUUUGGACUGUUCAUUAUCUAUGCGUUGGCACAUCGGAUAGGUGGAGGGGAGACGACGUUGUCGUUCCGGGAUCCGUCGACGCUAGUGUAUUCGAGGGAAGACUUGCAGAAGAUAUGGAAAUGGGAGGUAGAGAGCGGUCAUUACCCUUCACGGCGUGAAAUCCCGAAAGAAGUCGGAUUCACCUCCUCGCCACUCAACCCCGCCCUUCCACCUCGGAAAGCCGUCAAGAUAUCAUCACCUCUGAAAGGCCCCGCGACAGCCAUCACCGAAACAACAGGCUACGGUCCUGAACGCAAAUACAUAGACAUCCAAGCAGACCCAACCGAUGUCCAUUACCCUCCACGGCCUGUGGCGGGCAGUAUCGCGGAUUUGGAUGUGAUUAUGAACCAUUGCGAUUAUGGCACGGGAAAGUACGUUCGUGACUGCCUCGAAGUCCUGCGCAUGAACGGCGGACUAGACAACGACAUCCGUUUCAGCCGCGGCAACUGGGACGACAUGAAAUACAUCUACUCCGAAGAAGGCCCCAUAGGCCAACCUGGCGUCAUCCCACCCAUCAUCGCCAAAGCCAGCCCCUCCGACCUCAGCCGCAAAUCUUCCUCCGACCUCGAAGCCCCUCUCGUCCUCCCUCCACCCACGCCCUACAGACCCUACAGCACCCUCUCCACGCCCUGCGACCCCGAAAAUCCGCGUAUAUUCCAUAUGUUCUGGGCGGGGCCGUUCACGGACAAACCGUACAUGGCGCUGCUCUCGUUCCUCUUCACCCAGAACCUACACCUGCAUCUGCACGAGGACAACCCGGACGCGAAUAUCUGCAGGCCGAGGUUUUGGUUGUGGAUUAAUCCGGGACCUGCGGGGGCGGUGCCGAAUCCGGCAGCGGUGCACGAUAUGUUCGAGAGGCUGAAAUCGAACCCUUGGGCGAGUCCGUUCCUCCAUCCGAGAUUCAAGGACGUGAUCUCGUUUAAGCUGUGGAAUACGACGGAGCAGUUGGAUGGCGUUCCGGAGCUGAAGGAUGAGUGGAGGUCGUAUAAGCAUCGUCUGUUCACGUCGGGUGGGGUUGUGGAAGGUGGACAGGCCGAUGAGGAACCGGUGAAGGAAGGCAAGAACGGGACAGAGGGCGACGCAGGGUCUCAGUCCGCGACGGAAUACGACCGCAAAUCCGUCAUCCUCUCCGAUAUCGCGCGCUUCGUGCUCACCCACCGUUUCGGCGGCGUCUACCUCGAUGCCGAUAUGAUCAUCCUUCGCGACUGGGAAGAGCUGUGGGGGUACAAGGGCGCGUUCGCAUACAGGUGGUCGUACCACCAGAAGUAUAACACCGCGGUGUUCAGGAUGAAUGCGUUCUCGCCACUCGGGUCGUUCAUCUUCCGUACGGCGCUCAAGAACGGAUUCGAUUUCCAUCCGAUGAUCGUCUCGAAGUAUUUGAAGGACGCGUAUUUGCAGAAUUUGUUGUAUAGGCUGCCGGACGCGCUUUUCGACCCGGCGUGGUUGAAUACGGAAGGGUAUCAGCUGGAGAGGCCGCCACAGCCGUUCAUCAAGUGGUGGACGCAUUUCUUCGAUAGUCCGUCGCAGCAGAGCGCAGGUCCCCGGGCAUUAGGCUUCGAGGGUUUCUUCCGUGGCUCAUACGCAUACCACUACCACAACAACUGGUGGAACCCAUUCGAUCCAGUCCGUAACUGGCCAGACUUAGGCGAACGUUUCAUCCAAGGCGAACGUCUCCUCCGUCUAGGCCCCGACGCCGCCAGCGCCACCACUGCGACUUUCCCCAACACCGUCGCAGGUACCCCAUCUACGUCUGACGAUAACCACGACCCCGUGGCGAACGAAGCAGGACUUCCGCCAGUCGAGAAAGUUUCGCACGACAGGCGGGAUUUGGACUGGUCGACGGUGUUGAAGAGGACGUUUGAGGCGUAUGUAAGGGGCGAACGGCCGAAUAUGUAUGGGGAGUGGUUGGUUUGGUGAGGUGGUACGGUAUGUUGGUGUGAGGUGUCAUGUGGAGAAGAGGAGAGAAGCGAAGAGGAGGUUAAAAACCGACUCGGUCAGAGUCGGGCGCGCAGUUGUUGUAGGUGGUUUCUUGUUUGUCAGAUAGAAUGCAAGGCGUUCGUAUACCCUAUUUGCGGAGUGUAUGAACGUCGUUCGAGAUAGGUCAUGGCCCGAGGACGUGGAUGCGGAAGGGUUGGUGCGCGAACGUACAUACAUUACACGAUGGACAGUUUGAAUGUGAUCAUGCUUACAGUACUUAUUUAACGGAUGUGACGAAAUGAGC